Molecule: messenger RNA, 3329 nt
Organism: Cyclopterus lumpus (lumpfish)
Lineage: Eukaryota; Metazoa; Chordata; Actinopteri; Perciformes; Cyclopteridae
Gene: pfkfb4b
Product: 6-phosphofructo-2-kinase/fructose-2,6-biphosphatase 4b
Exons: 13
Coding region: 131-1573 (480 amino acids)
Biological process (GO): fructose 2,6-bisphosphate metabolic process; fructose metabolic process
Cellular component (GO): cytosol
Molecular function (GO): ATP binding; fructose-2,6-bisphosphate 2-phosphatase activity; 6-phosphofructo-2-kinase activity
Source: RefSeq, a predicted model, not a curated record
GCAACUGCUGUUUCUCUGCUGAUAUGUGACAUCCAUCCCGCCUGCAGUCUGCUGAAUCAGACUACCCGGGUUGGAGCCCACCGCCUCAGUUUCACAUAGGCAGGGUAACCUCAGUGAUCCAACAUCCAGGAUGUUGGACAACAACGAAGAGUUCACGUUAGAGACUUCUCCACGGGAACUCACCCAAAACCCGCUCCAGAAGAUCUGGAUGCCGUGCAAAAACGGCCAUAUAUCUCAGAGACGGGUGUGUAUGACAAACCGCCCGACCCUCAUUGUGACUGUUGGACUUCCAGCUCGUGGGAAGACUUACAUUUCGAAGAAGCUCACUCGCUAUUUAAACUGGAUUGGUGUCCCAACAAAAGAGUUCAAUGUUGGCCAGUACCGGAGGGAGUGUCUGAAGAUCUACAAGUCCUUUGAGUUCUUCCGUCCAGAUAAUGAAGAGGGAUUAAAAAUCAGACGUCAGUGUGCGUUGGCAGCACUUAAUGAUGUCCGGCAGUACCUGAGUGUCGAAGGAGGACAGGUGGCGGUGUUUGAUGCCACAAAUACGACAAGAGAAAGAAGAGGAACUAUUGUCAAGUUUGCUGAACAGAAUGGGUUCAAGGUAUUUUUUGUGGAGUCUGUGUGUGAGGACCCAGAUGUCAUUGCACAAAAUAUAGUGCAAGUUAAGUUAGGCAGUCCAGACUACAUCCACUGCAACACAGAGGAGGUCAUUGAGGACUUUAUGAACAGGAUCAAGUGUUACGAGUCCUCCUAUCAGCCUCUGGACGAGGUCCUGGACAGGGAUCUGUCCUACAUAAAGAUCAUUGAUGUGGGCUGUCGUUACCUGGUGAACCGCGUCCUUGACCACAUCCAAAGCCGAAUCGUCUAUUACCUGAUGAACAUCCACAUCACGCCACGCUCCAUCUACCUGUGUCGCCACGGCGAGAGCGACCUCAACAUCAAGGGACGCAUUGGAGGAGACUCUGGCUUAUCCCCCAGAGGAAAAGAGUAUGCCAAAAGUCUGAUGAAAUUCAUCCAGGACCAGAACAUCAACGAUCUAAAAGUGUGGACCAGCCAGAUGAAGAGGACAAUCCAGACAGCGGAGGGCCUGGGAGUACCGUACGAACAGUGGAAGUCCCUCAACGAAAUUGAUGCUGGCGUUUGUGAGGAAAUGAUGUAUGAGGAGAUUCAAGAGCAUUUCCCUCUGGAGUUUGCACUGAGAGACCAAGACAAGUACCGCUACCGCUAUCCUAAAGGAGAGUCUUAUGAAGACCUGGUGCAGCGACUGGAGCCAGUGAUCAUGGAGUUGGAGAGACAGGAGAAUGUUCUGGUGGUUUGUCACCAGGCCGUCAUGCGUUGUCUUCUUGCAUAUUUCCUGGACAAGACUGCAGAUGAGUUGCCUUAUCUUAAGUGCCCUUUGCACACGGUAUUAAAGUUGACUCCCAUGGCUUACGGAUGUAAAGUGGAGUCUGUCUAUUUAGGCGUGGACUCUGUGAACACACACAGAGACCGACCAGAGGUAGGUAUCCUAGGUAGCACACAGAAAUGUCUCUCAGCAGACGACAUAGACAACUUCAAUCCACCUCAGGGGUGAUUCACCUCACUGCGGUUUCCUCCGGUUCAUCUGUUACCGGGGACUCCAUUGGAUUUGGGAGAAUCUUUAAACUGUGAAAGCUGUGUGUGACUUUCUUUAAUGAUUUCUAGAGAGGCACAUUGUAUGUGUUCUGUCGUAUUAAGUGUGUGUGUCCCUCCUAAAGCCGUCCUCGCAGUCGGUGCUGAUCCGUCCCUCUCUCCUUAUCGCACAGAGAAUGUAAAUCUUUCACACAUGGCAGAAGAAACUGUGUUCACACUCCGUCCACCAGUGAUCCCUGACCGCAAUCAAGACAGCUGUGACAUUGACACUGCUACCUCUGUCCUGUCAGCAUUUACUUUUUAGGUCCGAGCUGAAUUUUUAUUGCAUUUUUUCUAAAUCGGCCCUGAGAGCUCAAUGCGCUGCGACUGAAGUGGAAAUGAGACAAAAUUCUGCAAAGUAAGAAAACACAACCAAAUACAGAAACUCUGCAAAUCACACAGAACACAAUGAAAAUGAAUAAAACAAAAAAAACUGUUAUAUUCACUUAAUAGAAAUAAACAAAUGUAUUUUGUCUUAUUUUAUUUCUCAUUUAAACAUUAGCAUUGCAUGCAUUUUCUUGGUAAACUUAGAUUAACAGCAGAUCUGAAUCAUGCAACCCCAAUGUUGUGCCAAGAAAUGAUGCCAAUGCGGAAGUGCCUAAAACUGCAGUUCCUCACACGGCCACUUGAGGUUGGCUCCAAAAGUGAGUCAAUGUCUGUAGACCUGUAUGCUAAUCCUUCACUUUAGAGCAGAAAUAAACAUGUUCACAGCCUGGUACAAAAACAUGUUUUGUCUAUAUAUGUUGAUGGAGUGAAUAUUUAUAUUAUCCACCCGUUUCAUUUAAAUGAUGUCUUAAAUGUAGGCAUAAUUGAGGGCGUGGUCGCGUUAUGUGACAGGUGAGUUGUGUCGUCACUGCAAGAUGGCAACGGCAGGAGCCACACACUUUGAUUUGCUUUUCAGAAACUUCUGUGUGACGAUACUGAGACUUCGUCCAUAUUCUAUGCACAGUCUACGGUUUCCACUAGUUGCAGUGCAUUGACAUUUCAGGGCCACUGCAUUUCAUUCCAUUUCACAUCUUUGUAGGAACUCUAUAACUGGAAUCCAGAGACGGAAAAAAUUACUUGUGUGUGUCCAUGUGUGUACACUUGUGCAUCUAUAUUUGUUUUUGUUCAAUUUGACUUAAACCUUUGGAGUGAGGACAUUUUUUAGGUCAUUUGAGCUGGACCUUCAAAGUGUGUGUUUCUGAAUAAAUAGUAAAUGAAGGAGGGAAAUGGCAAUAAGCACAUGACAUUAGUAUUGUUUUAAAAUCUGUCUUUAAAUACUGUCUAGGAUUUAACAUUGUUAUUUUUCACAUAAUGAAUGUUACCUUAAUUCUAUUAUCGUAAAGUCAGUUUAUUUUAUACAUUAUGUAUGCAAGUGACAAAUACAUUUAACCUCAACAUACAUGUUUAUGCAUAUGAAUUUAAUUAAAAUGUCAUUUUCAUUCUCGUAAUAUUUCUUUUUAAUAACUCUUGUUUCCUGCUUAAAUGUUAAGUCUUAAUCAGCAAUGGCCCCCAAAGGUUUGAUCACUAAACCUCCACUUGAAUCCAAAUGUUUGCUGCUUUAAUACAAAAUCAUCACUAAUAGUGUAAACCGGUAGUUGGAGAACACACAUGCUUGAAUCAUUUCAUCAAGUGUAACCUUGUUGUCUUUGUGAAGGUCAUUGUAAAUAUAAAAAUUUUAAAUUGGAAAAAAAUCA